UAAGAACCGCAUACUUCUCUUUUAACAAGGAAGCAAAUGUCGGCUCUAACUAUCUUGCAGCCUUUAUAAUUAUUUAAUCAAAACAUGACCGGAACGUCUAUUUAAGAGGGGAUAUUGCAGCCCCUCAAAAUGAAGGGUCUUUUCCUCGUGGAGCCGGUGGUUGCACUGUACGCUUUCUCCAGUUUUCUCAUCUAUCCUCUUCUGCAGCAGUAUGUGUACCGGAGGCUCUGGCAGGACCUGACACACACGCCCUAUCCCAUCUCUGACAAUGCCUCCAGAUGUGCAGACAACAACAACAGCAGCAACCAAUCCAGCUACCAUGAGGAGGUGCAGAGGCAAGCGUCUCUCUUCUCCCUUUACUCUGAGCUCUUCUCCACAGUCCCCUCGUUGGUUGUCACCCUCCUGCUCGUGGCCUACAGUGACCGGGGAGGACGCAAGGUCACGAUCAUCAUGCCUUUAAUUGGCACGUUAAUAUACACCCUGACCUUGCUGUCGGUUUCCUACUUUGAGCUCAACAUUUACUUGCUGAUCGUCGGCUCGUUUUUCUGUUCUCUGUUCGGCGGCCUGGGCACAUUCCUGGGGGGCGUCUUCGCCUACAUAGCGGACUUGUGCGAGGACGGCCGACAGAAGACGCUGCGCAUGGCUGGAGUGGACAUGAUGAUCGGCCUGUUGUCCGGGGUGGCUGCGCUAUCCACCGGCUACUUUCUGAGAGCCACAGGCUUCAACUGGCCUUUCCUAACCUCUGCGUUGUCUCAGUGCUUGAACCUGCUCUUUGCAAUUUUCAUCCUAGAAGAGACCGUGACGAACACUGACGUCGUGAUAUCAGACGGCUCUCCUCAGCGCUCAGCCGUGAAGCAAAUGAUCUACGGGAUCUACGACAUGUUUGCAAGGGCCAGCCGCAAGAGUAGGACUCUCUUGGUCCUCCUGAUGGUCAUCUUCACCAGCUUCUCCUUCGCCUACGUGGGUGGGGGCUCCUUGAUGACGCUAUAUGAGCUGAAUAAGCCACUCUGCUGGAGUGAGAUUUUGAUCGGCUACGGCACAGCAAUGUCCACCACAGUGUUCCUGGUCAGUUUUGUGGUGGUGUCGGCGUUCACCUACUGCGGUGUGCCACAGCUGUUCAUCAUCCUGACGGGGAUCCUGUCCGUCAUAUCAGGCAUGGUCCUGUUGUCGUUCGCUAAGACCACUUUCCUGAUGUUUAUGGUGAGGUUGCCAAUGCUUCUGGCCAGCAUGCCUUUCCCUGUGCUGCGCUCCAUGACCUCAAAGAUCGUCUCAAAGUCUGAUCAGGGAGCCCUGUUCGCUUGUCUUUCCUUCCUGGAGAGUUUAACUACCAAUGUGUCGAUUGCGGUCUUCAGCAGCGUCUACGCUGCUACGCUGGCGUGGUACCCGGGCUUCAGCUUCCUGCUGGCUGCAGGACUCUGCGUCAUCCCGUUAAUUGUCCUCGGAGUGGUGGGUCUGACGGGAUUGCAUGUUGCCGAAGAGGUUAAAGAUCAAGAGCCUCUCUUCCGAGGUGAGGAGGAUCUUGUCGAAAAUCAUAACAGUAAAAUCUCUGUUGUUAUCUGAGCCAGCACCUCAUGUUUGCCUUCCGUGAUUGAUCUAUUCAUUUUUAGACACUUUUUACAAAAGUACCCCAUGGACUAUUGUUAAUAAUGUAGAAUGUAUAUGUAUUUAUUCUGCUAUUGAACUUACAUUUGUAUUAAGAUUCAACAGGGAUUUAUUUGGGGCAUUAGAUGCAUAGGAGCUACAGCAGGGAUGGGAAGUGAAGUGCAUCCAACAUAAUGGGUCAAAUGUUAAGAAUCUUUGCACUUUAUUUUUACCUCUAAAUGGCCUGACAUUACUAGCACAUGAAAAAAAAAAAAUGGUCCAGUGUGAAAUGAUUUGUAUUUUUUUGAGCAAUGUUUUUCAAUGCCUUAACAAAGAGCUCAACUGAAGAAAUUUCAGGAAACACCAAAUGUAAUAUAAGACAAAUCUACAAUUUUGAUGCAUUUAAUCAACUGAAACCUACAUUAAGUUAAAAAAACAAUAUGUAUUAUCGUAUAAAUAUUGUCAAGUAACUCCUAGAGGGAGGAAGGGGGCUUUAAAGGGAACAAGGAACCAGUGCUUUGGAAACAAAUAAUUGUCUUUAUGGUUGUCCUUCAACUUUAUUGUUUGAUAAGGAAGGAAAACGCCCAAACAAUAUUGAUGAUGAUGACAGGAGAAAACUUCAAAAAUAAAACGAUUAAACAUUAUUCAGUGUGUUAUCUCAUUGGGAAUUGAAAUUGGAUUGAAAUAUAACAUGAACAAUAAAGGGUGUUUUUAUCAAAUGGGACAGACAUAUUUCCUCUUUACUGGGCCACAUGUGAGGAUGAAACUUUAGGUGUGGUUUUAGGUUUUAGGGGGAACUCCUGAGUGUUGUUUUGUGACUCAAUUCCAAAUGUGGUAUCAUUGUAAACACAGGGAUGUAAUUGGUGUGUUUGAGUGCAAACUCAAAACAAAUAAUAUGAAAACAAGUUGUGUUUAUGACUUGUGGUUUCUAUCUUCUUUUUAUUUGUAUGUUCAUGUCUCUGUGUAUAUGUAAUAAAAUAAAUUAAAUGUA
Pseudoliparis swirei is the source of this 2572-nucleotide messenger RNA. RefSeq names its product solute carrier family 46 member 3 (gene slc46a3). The record is from RefSeq and is a predicted model, not a curated record. NCBI's taxonomy places the organism in Eukaryota, Metazoa, Chordata, Actinopteri, Perciformes, Liparidae. Bases 130 to 1560 code for a protein of 476 amino acids. Gene Ontology annotation, cellular component: lysosomal membrane. Gene Ontology annotation, molecular function: transmembrane transporter activity. The transcript is spliced from 6 exons. Gene Ontology annotation, biological process: vacuolar transmembrane transport.